Molecule: messenger RNA, 4149 nt
Organism: Oncorhynchus tshawytscha (Chinook salmon)
Lineage: Eukaryota; Metazoa; Chordata; Actinopteri; Salmoniformes; Salmonidae
Exons: 7
Coding region: 565-3720 (1051 amino acids)
Biological process (GO): negative regulation of gene expression
Cellular component (GO): cytoplasm; nucleus
Molecular function (GO): transcription corepressor activity
Source: RefSeq, a predicted model, not a curated record
AUUGUUUACGCUCCCUAACUAAUUAAUCUAGGAAUACAAAAUUCUGCUUGCUCACAUUUCCACAUGUUUAUUAGCUUUGGAAAGCGAAUGAAUGUCCAAAUCGUGAAAAUAAGACCUGUGCAAUGUUGUGCGCAAUUUGUCCAAAAUCAUGACACUUAUUUGGAGUCUGUGGCUCAAGUGGUUUGAAAGCGCGAAUAUCCGUCGAAUAUCCAAUUUAAAACUGGCUUUACCUCGGUGGAGAACCGAUUAACUUUCUUGUUCACUAAUACUUCAAGUUACUUGAAGUCACGAGGUUAAAAUCAAAAUUGAAAGUUAUUUUAUGCACUAUACAGGGCGCAACCAUCUGGGCUCAACAUAACAUAUUAGCACGGAUUUUCCAUAAUAACCGAAAUAAAAAAAGACACUGUAGCACGAUUUCAGAGUGUGGAAUCUCAGAAUCCUCGUUCCCCUGAGUCACGAACUGUCACUUCAACAGGACAGGUGAGCAAUCAAAGUUUCUGAAAUAAGAGUCAUACAAGUAUGAUCACGCUUCAAUCAAUAUAGGUCGACCUAAUUUUCUGAAUAAUGACGGAAAAAACACUGAUUUUGGAGGGUCUGCCAGACGACCUAGACAAAAUUAGAUCCAAGUUGGAUUUGUACUUCAAAAACAAAAGGAGGUCUGGAGGAGAGGUAUUACAAAUUCAAGACUAUCCUGGGGACAAGAAGAAGGCUCUGCUCGUUUACCUCGAAGAUGCAUCUCUGCAGAAAGUGUUGGCUAAAAGAGAUCAUAAGAUAGAUUUAAAAAACCCCAUUGGGGUGGUUGAGCUUCAAGUGAAACUGAAAGAGAAUGGCGGUGAAACAAAAGUGAAGAAUGUUAAACCACCUCUCUUACCAAAAAGAGACAAUCUGACUCUUGUGGGAAAAUCUGCACUCAACACCGAAGAGAAGCAGCCAGUGUCAGACAGUCAAGCAGAUUCAGUGGAGGAUAAGGAUAUUAAAGCAAACACACAUACACUGCUUGUUAGAACCACAAAGGAACUUGAAAAGGAGCUCCUUAAAUUGUAUUUUGACCAGUUUGCAUCGGAAGAAGAAGGGGCCAGCAUUACAAGACAUGGCAAGAAUAGCUGGAUCCUCAAACUGUCCUUUCAGUCAGAUGCAGAGAAAGUCUUUGCCAAGAAGGAGCAUCAGUAUGGCAUUUCUGUGGAGAUGUACAAUGAGACUGCUGUGGAAGGGAAACUGGACAACAGGCGCUUCGUCCUGACUGGGUUUAAUGAGAGCUGCAAGUGCGACAUCAUCUCUCUGUUCAUCGGCAGCUGCAGCCAAGGGGCUGAGCAUACCUGGGAGACCCUGGACGAUGGAGACAGAGUAGUGGUCAGUUUCAAACAGAACAUUGACAUAAAGUCCUUCCUUAGGAAAUGUUCAUCAAAAAAGUACCAGGGCAUGGAGAUCGGGGUGUGUUGUUUAGAGCUGACAGACUCUGUGCUUGUCCAGGGGGACAUGAGCCAAAUCAAAGGAGGAGUGGAGGAGGCCCUCAAUCUCUACUUCUCCAGCAAAAGGAGCAAAGGAGGAGAUAUCAAGUCCCAGAUCUGGGUUACCAAGGGCAAGAGCAUGGUCAUCACCUUUGAAGACUGUCAUGUUGCCUAUCAGGUUGCGGAACACAAGCAUCAUUUCGGUGGGGUGGACCUCAUAGCUCAGCUAUUCUACUCCAGUCUGCAGAAGGCGUUAACAGGGCAAACAGCCCUCCAAUCAGACAUCCCUUCUAACAUAGCCCUUUGUCUCAGUUCAGCACUUUUCGACUUCAUUAAAUGUGAUGAAGCCCGCAAGCAGGAUUUAACAACUGGACUACGUAAGGUCAAUGCUAGCGUCUCCUUCAAUAUGAUCACAGAACCCCCACAGAUGGAGCUGGAUAUGACCAUGGAGAAGGAGUCCUUGGGCAUGCUCAGACUGGGCCCUAAAUGGGGAAGAAUUGCCCAGAGAGAGGCUCUGGCCUUGCUAGAGAAAUACAAAGAGGUUCAGCUGCCCACAACGGUGGAGGUCUGGGAAAGGGUUGAGAAUAGUUGUCUUGGUCUCAAAUCCUCUGAUGCCAGCAUCUCUUACAAGAAGAGCAAUGGUGAGAUUGUUGUGGUAGGAGUGCAGAAUGAGGUGAAGACCCUUGUGGAGAAGAUUGAGCACAUGGUGAAGAAGGUCAGUGAUGAGCUUCAGAUGGAGAGGAACACAAUAGUAAGAAAAAUCUCACUGGACUCCAAAGAAAAGUUUGAGAUCAUCUGGGAUCUUGUCUCUGGCAAACUAGUGGACGUGGAGUUUUCCAAAGAUGAAGAAAGCUUCAUCAUAUGUCUAAAGGGUUUGGAGAACAAGGUGAGUACCGCAGAAGGUGUUGUCCAUGAGGCAAUGGGGAAUGUUGAAACCAGACUUCUUAAUAAUGUAUCAGUGCCUUUGAUGGAGUUCUUGAAAUCUCUGGACCUGAAAAAGUUUGAGAGGAAGCAUUUUGCCCAGAACCACAUAUCGUCUGUAUUCCUCCUUAGUGAUGGUUCCAUCCAGAUCCUUGCAGAAAGAGCUGACAUCCAGAGAGCUGAAGACACAUUACAUGAGGUCAUCAAAGAGGAAGUCAUCAAACUCACACCAGACCAAGCCCAUGUGACCAAUGGCAAACAAUGGGCACAGUUCUUUGCCAUACUUAAUGGAGAACUCAAAUUCACCAAGAACAACCACAAUGUCAGCAUCUCCGUAACACAGGAGAAGAUUGGAGUCUGUGGAUUCUCCAGUGUGGUGGCAGAUGUGGCAGGGAAGUUGAGGGGAUACCUGGACAACAAGAAGCCGGAAACAGUGGAUGUCUCUCUCAAAUCAGUCCAGGAAGUAGAGUUUGUGGCCUCUUGCAUGAACCUCUCAGAGGUCCCUGAAAUCAAGGCUCUGGGCGUGACUAUACUGCCAUGCAAAACACUAGGAUCUCCUUGUCUGAAGAUCACGGCAGCGAGUGAUAAAAUCAAAGAGGCCGUAGAUGUAGUGAAACAGCAGGUCAGUACAAUUACAAUGGAGAGGUACACAUACUCCAAGGCCGGGGAGUCCAAAGUCCUAGAGAAAAACCAAGCGGAUCUGCAGGCCAAGUUCAAGGAUUUAGGGUGCAAACUCUACCUAUCACCAGUGAUUACCCACUGUCAGAAAUACAGAUACAACAUUGAAGGUUGCGUCACUUUAACUGUUGGUCACGGUAACAUCUCCCAACAUGCUGCAGAUGCUUUGAUCUGCCCUCUGAGCAGCAGUCUGUCCUUUGAUACUCCGAUCGCUAAGCAGUUCCUUCAGAUUGGUGGGCCUGAUAUCAGGAAGGUGUUUGACAAGUUCCUGAAGGAGAGGCAGACUCUACAGCCAGGAGAUGUGGUCUUGUCCAACCCAGGCACCCUUGGAGCUCAGCACCUCAUCUAUGCAGUGCUUCCAGUAUGGGGGAAGGACACCUCAACUCUUAGAAAUAUCAGUCUACAGUCGACGGUCCAGGACAGUUUACUGAAAGCAGACAUUAAGAAGUGCGUCUCCAUAUGGAUGCCAGCGAUGGGGUGCGGUACCUUUGGUUUUCCCGUCACAGAGAGCUGUGCAGCAGUUAUCAAGGGCGUCCUCGGUUUCAUUAAACAGAAACCCCAACACCUAAGGAACAUAUUUGUGAUAGACUCUGAUGCCAAGAUAGUGGGGGAGUUCCAGUCAGCCAUUGAAGGAGAGGUAAGUCCGCUUCUCAACAUUCCAUUCGAUGUUUAGUGUUCGUUUAUAAUGCCACCUGGCUAUAUCUGUGAUUAACAUACCAUGUCAAACCUUGGUACAUGCUUAGGUUUGAUUAAGGAGGAAAUGUGCAGUGUUAUUGUAAAUGGGGUCAAGUAUUCCCGUUGAAAGUCAAACCUCUUGUCCUACUUCAUUCAACAGGGUUAUCGUCGACAACAAAUAAACUGGAUAAUGUUGUGUGUUUUAAUUCUGUAAUGUAUUGAUUGUUGCUGCGUACUUUUUGAAGAAUGUCUUCGGUGGGGUAAUUGUUCCAUUUGAAUUAGAUCUGCUUUCUUAAUUUUUCUUCUUUUAACAGUGAUUAUUAGUGGAGUGUCAGUGUUCCUGAAGAAGGGAGACAUCACCAAAAAGACAGUGGAUGUCAUAGUGAAUUCCAACAACCAUCAUCUGAAUCUUAAUUCUGGCAAGUGU